CAUUCUGGUCGGCCUGCACAUCACCACGUGACGCCGGUCUAGAUGGCGGAUUGUGGGGGGAUAAAAUGGAGCUUCAUCCCCAAGAAGCAAUUAUGGCCUUUGCUUACACCCCCGUCGCACAAGCCAAAUGAGUCCGCUUGGCCCUCAAUGGUUUUCUUGCCCCAGCCUCACCCAUGGAGAAGCUCCCCGUAGAGAUUCUCUGCGAGAUUAUUGACUAUCUCACCCCACAUGAGCGGGUACAGCUUCAAUCCGUCUCGAGACGGCUGUUCUCCGUCGCCCGCGACAAUAAUCUCUGGCGACUCCACUGUUUCGAAGAGUCAUGGAGCGCUCCCGGAGCCUUGCGUUCCGCCACCAACAGGACUUCCGGAAGCCUCGUCUCCAACUCCACGGCCUCUCUCCGCUCACUAGGUCAAACCUCACUACGGUCGCUCAUUCAGCCAGGUGCAUCCCGGCCUAAUGAGGGUAGAUCGGGAGGUCUGGAUCAAACGCCAUCUUAUGGCCAGCGAUCCAGAGCGGCGGCGUCGUGGGAUCCGUCUUGCGAGGGGGAAGAUGUGAACUGGUACUCGGAGUAUAUCGCUCGGAAUGGGCCGAUUUCGCUGAGCUGGAUGCAGCAGCCCUUCACAAGGGUGUCUCAAGGUGGGAAAAAGGAAUACCGUGAGGUCAAAGGAAUGGGACUGCUUCGAGACUGGAGUUCUGCCAGGCAGAACAAAGUGGUUGCGCCCCUUGAUGAUGGCAGUGUCUGCAUCUGGGAUCUCAACCACUCGCACUCUAUUGGAUCCCAGAGCACCAAGGGUAAAGUCCUCGGCGUCAGCUCGCCGGGGAUCUUGAUGGCCAACCGAUCUGGAAGACGGGACAACUCCGGAGCGAAGCAAGCCUUGGAAUUUGUGAACCUUGGAGAAUGUGUCAGCGUGGACUCCAUGCGUCGGAGAGCCUACUUGGCCGUCGGGAACAUCCUGAACGAGGUCGACCUAGAGACACUCAGCGUUAUCUCUCAACAACGCUUUCCUUGGUCUGUUUUCGCAUUGUCCCAGGAGACAGACUAUUCGGUGCCGUUGACGCUGGCGACCACUCUGAGUCUUCAUAUCUACGACGGGCGGAUGUCAGCGACGGAGGAGGAAGAGGCUAUUAACCUACGCUGCGAGGAGCCGACUGUUUCGUUGGUCCCCAAGUCUCAGAUCUAUGCUCCUCCAGACUCGCCUCUUCUGCAACUCCAACCAAACGGCCGGCCUCCGCACCGGAUACGAAGCCCUGACCCUUCAAACAAUAGUGACAACUACGCACCGUUGUUCCAACCCGGACCUCUGUCUCUCCUACACCCUCCUGCGCCACAUGUGAAUUCGAUAUUUCUUGCAGGCCGUUUCCCAAGCAUCUUACAAUACGACCGUCGCUUUUUUCCGCGGCUACAAAACACAAUUCACUCCGGUGGCCAGCUCUGCGGGCUUGCUGCUGUUCCUGCGCCGCGAUUCCCUGUCUUCUCCAACUCCGAGUUCCCAGCUUCACAUAAACUGGUAGCCUGCGGUGACUACAAAGGACGGGGUUCUCUUGAGCUCUACAACCUUACCCCUUCCGGGAACAACAUCAAGGCUGAUCCUUCGGGCUGUUCAUCCAGUCUGUCUACGGUGUACCAGAACCGGCAGAGUGUCGCCAGAUCGAAGGUGCUCUCAGUCGAAUCACACGGGACCCGGAUUGUUUACUCCGACGCAGAUGGCAACAUCAAAUGGGUCGAGCGCGAUGGGCGGGCUGAAGUUCGCCGCCUGAACAUCAAUGCCUACCAGCCGCAGCGCAGGUGGUAUGGACAGCCCAACGGGGAAGCAUCUAUUCGCUCAGGAACUAGCACUGGUGCUGAGGGUGAAGACGGAGACACACCCGGCCUCUGGGGUAGCUUGUCGCGGUCUCGUAGCGAGGGUGAGGUUGCUCGAAAGGUCCUUCCGACCGGUGGCAGCCUAACAGGCGAUGAGCUCCUUGUCUGGACUGGAGAACACCUCGGACGCGUUAGGUUCUCCAACGUCCCAGAUGCGGAUUUGGACCUGGACGAUGAAGAUGAAGACAUGGCUAUGGACGGGAACGUCCCUGAAGCCGAGCGCGAGGUGAGACGCAAAAAAAGACGAGAGUUACGGCAGCGGGAAGAAGAAUAUACCACGAUGAUGCGGAGGGCACUGGAGAGGCAGGCCGACGAGGUGAGGCGGAUGGGCGGACUGGGACUGUGACUUGAUUGCACCCUCUUCGAAACUCGAUGAAGCGCAUUUGAUUUAAUGCUUGUUGUUACCGUCAUCUACAUGCGUCCUUUGGCAUGAUCGUUGGUUUGAUUGAAUGAUACCUCCAGUUCGGGCUUGAUGUUUAUGAGUGGCGAUACCCCUUUACUUAGAUAGAAU
This is a messenger RNA of Aspergillus sclerotioniger CBS 115572, 2372 nucleotides long. RefSeq lists its product as uncharacterized. Bases 174 to 2207 code for a protein of 677 amino acids. Gene Ontology annotation, molecular function: protein binding. The transcript is spliced from 2 exons. The record is from RefSeq and is a predicted model, not a curated record. Lineage: Eukaryota; Fungi; Ascomycota; Eurotiomycetes; Eurotiales; Aspergillaceae. Gene Ontology annotation, biological process: protein polyubiquitination.